CAAAGCCCUUUUUGUGUCAGACUUCCUCUCCGAAAAUCGCACUCACUUCCUUAACGCCGUAACCCUCGCUGGCUGGCGGCUGCGAGUCAUCCGCAAAGAGUCUGUUUGCUCGUGAUCCGCAAUUCAUAAGGAUCAGGAUUAUGUUUGGAUGCUGAGGUCCUGAAACCAAAGGUAUGCAGAGCAUCAAGUGUGUGGUGGUAGGCGAUGGCGCGGUGGGCAAGACCUGCCUGCUGAUCUCCUACACGACCAACGCCUUCCCCCGGGAGUACAUCCCCACCGUGUUCGACAACUACAGUGCACAGGUGACCGUGGACGGCCGCAUGGUCAGUCUGAACCUGUGGGACACGGCGGGCCAGGAGGAGUACGACCGUCUGCGCACGCUCUCCUACCCGCAGACCAACGUCUUUGUGGUCUGCUUCUCCAUCGCAAGCCCUCCCUCCUACGAGAAUGUGCGUCUCAAGUGGCACCCGGAGGUGACGCACCAUUGCCCCGGCGCGCCCGUCCUACUGGUGGGCACCAAGAGUGACCUGCGCGCCGACCCAGAGGUGCUGCGCAAGCUAAAGGAGCAGAAUCAGACCACCAUCACCCAGCAACAAGGCCAGGCUCUGGCCCGGCAGAUCCAUGCCAUCCGGUACCUGGAGUGCUCUGCCCUCAACCAGGAGGGCAUCAAGGAGGUGUUCGCAGAAGCCGUACGGGCCUUCCUCAAUCCACAACCCACCAGCUCCAAAAGACACUGUGUGCUUCUGUAGGCUGAGGGUGUGGUGGGGGGGUGGAGCCGGGGCUAAAAGGGGCGUGGCCUGCGAGAACCAAUGCGCUGAAACUGAGAGACUAUUAACAGAAGAAAAUGAAAAUAAUUAUAUUAAGAAUGUAAUUAAAUUACAAACCAUGUUUUAGCGAAAAACCUGCUGUUCUUGAUUUUGUGAUUGAUAUCUACUGUAACACAAACCCUCCUUUUUGCAUUGUGGCCUUUUCCAUGCCACCCCCCCCCCCCCCACCUGCCCCAGCAUUUGCCAUUCAGUGGGGGUUGUGGGGCUCUGUUGGGCUUCCUCACCCUGCUUUUACUUAGUGCCACUGCGGGUGCUCUGGCUCUGUGCAUGACCCACGAUACCAGCAAACGUAGAGCUAUUUGUAGAGCACUAGAAUUUCGUCACCCUGCAAACACACAAAAUGAGAAGCGCUCACAGGUUUCAAAGACCAUCUUCCGUCCCCUCUGCCUCACAUCUCAGCUCCCGGCCAAAGAUGAGGCCCUUUGAGGCUGCCCGCUCAACUGCCCGACAGUAUAGAAACACAAACACCCCUCGCCGGAUGUUUGGCUAACGGGCUAAAUCUCCAUCUUAAUUUUUACCCAUUCGUUUUUUUUCUUAAAUAUUGAAUGUUAAGUUGAUUUUUUCUGUGUAUUAGUGUGUGAGCUUGUGGGUACAGGGUGAUGCUCCCAGUGGUGCAGCAGAUGAAUGAGGACUUUCAGUCACUCCACGUGGCUCCGAUUUAUGAUUCUGACAGACUUGCAGUCCCAUUUUCUGCAGAAAUGUAUCCAGUUCGGCAUGCUGGUAACUUAUCACCCUCUGAGUUCUCAAAACUGGCCUUUUUUCACAUUUGGGUGGAGGGAGUAAAAUCUUUCAUUUUAUAAGGAGGCAAAUGCAGAAGCUUAAUUGAUAAUUCUGUAUCUCAGCAAGCAAAAUAUUGUGAAAACAACGCAAAGACUGGGGGUUUGAAUCCCAGGGUGCACAAAAAAUAUCAGAUAAAAUAGAAAAGAAACUAGAAGGUGCUUAAUCUAAAAAUCAGGUUUUAAGAUGCUGUUCUGUGCCACAGUGGAUGUGAAAGAAGGGCCUCCGAAGUCAGAGUGUGAAAGACAGCUGGUUCUCAGUGGUUCUUAUAACCCAGCUGGUUCCUCCUUAAUUCUGUUCGUCGUGUCAGUUUCAUGAACAGUAACGAGAAACCUGGAAAAAAAAACAUUAAAUUAAAAAUUAAGUACGAACUGCAAUUUUUAAGGAAGUGAUGUUUAAAAAUACAUCUAAAAAAAAAAAUCAUAGGACUGUUUUGUAGUGUACUGUGUGUGACAUUGUACUGCUUGCAUCGGGAAAAUAUUUUAAUGCAAAUUUUACAGCGGGUGUUGCUGUGUCACAGUCAAUAUUUGAUGUGUUAGAAAUGUAAAUGUCCUCGCCGGCAGCGGACAGGUAGCGAUGUGGUGAAGUGUCUGUGUACAGGAUGGAAAAUCCUGAUGGGAUAAAAGCAGGAGUUUGUAAUACGCAGUCAUAUAGAAAGGAAGGUCUUCCAGUUGGAUGGUCGCUGCUCACCUACGGCACGUUUUUACACAGCUUGGAGUUUUGUAACGCGGCACGCCGUAAAUGAACGGCAUCGAACCGUGACUCCGGAUUCUUCCCUUCACCCCGAUUCUGCAUCUCCGUCACCCUUGUCUACUGUUGGAGGCUCGGCGCGCCGAAAGGCUGCCGUGCAGCGUCGCCAUCUCCGUUCCACCCCGACUCCGUCAUUCCAGCCGCAGUGGUUGCCAUGGUGACAGCCGAGCACGGCGCUGGAAACGCUCGUGCUACAAGGAACCACAGCACUGCAUGCAAACACGUGCCGUGACCAAACACGGGGGAAAAAAAGUAUAUAUAUGAUUAAAUAACACUCGUUUUGCUCAUUCUGUCACAAAAAGGCGGUUGCAAUAAAUGUAACACGUUUUCUACAUCA
This is a messenger RNA of Brienomyrus brachyistius, 2691 nucleotides long. RefSeq names its product ras homolog family member Gb (gene rhogb). NCBI's taxonomy places the organism in Eukaryota, Metazoa, Chordata, Actinopteri, Osteoglossiformes, Mormyridae. The transcript is spliced from 2 exons. Gene Ontology annotation, molecular function: GTPase activity; GTP binding; protein kinase binding. The coding region runs from base 174 to 749 and encodes 191 amino acids. Gene Ontology annotation, biological process: actin filament organization; establishment or maintenance of cell polarity; regulation of cell shape. Gene Ontology annotation, cellular component: cytoplasmic vesicle; cell projection; plasma membrane. The record is from RefSeq and is a predicted model, not a curated record.